Messenger RNA from Fusarium redolens, 1427 nucleotides. RefSeq lists its product as uncharacterized. The transcript is spliced from 3 exons. The record is from RefSeq and is a predicted model, not a curated record. Lineage: Eukaryota; Fungi; Ascomycota; Sordariomycetes; Hypocreales; Nectriaceae. The coding region runs from base 237 to 1427 and encodes 396 amino acids.
GUGAUGAGUUGGAAUCGUCUUUACGUAUUGUUACAAUUCUUCUACCUUCGUCUCUUAGCAGAUAUUUCUCCUGCUUGUCGGGGCCCUCCAGGCUCUUGUCUCGUCAAUCUUCAAUGCUGUAUGCAUUAGGGUUUAAUCUUGAGUCGUCCUGUCCAAAGUGUUGCGGAUGUUCACAGCCGUUGAAUGAGAUGUAGCGUAGUGAACAGCUCCCUACGCGUACAUCAAAGUUUCAUUGGAUGCCAGCUCCUCGAUCCUUCCGUGUUCGCCCUCCUAUCAUAGGAACAAGCGACAGGGAUGAACGUGCCAUGAGCUCGGCUGUUCGUCGAUUGUAUUUCAAAUCUCUUGGGUUUUAUCUUGCCCGCAUCUUUACCCCUGAACCUGUCAUUGUUGAUGACCUUUACUCUCUUGUGCUUUUCUUCGCUCUCUCCUCAAAAUCGCUCAUUGAUUGUUUCGUUUGGUCUGUUUUGUUAUUCCAUCACUUUGCCAUGGCGUUGUCGUGGAAGCCCAGUGCUCCGGCACUGUGUAUUGCAUCAGCUGUUCACUCACAGGAGUACGAGGUAUUGAUCACCUCCAGCCGUCAUGGCACUGCAUUGAAGUCAACCCUUGACAUUUCCCUGCCAACAGCAACCAGACCGCCAUCAGAGGUGCUCCCUAAAGAUACAAUCACCGACCGAGGCGUUAUUGCCGGGCCGGAUACCACGAGAGAAGCAAUAUUUCCUGCUCUUGACUCCACGAAUGAUUCCGAUGUAACUGAUUUACCACCAACAACUGGACCUGCCGCUGAGGGUCCUCAACCCACGAAUACGCAGGCUCCCAGUGACGGUGCCAUUGAGGCCGGCCCGGUCAAAGUCUCCCCGGACGUCCGCCCUAAUAAGGAGUCUGCGCGGCCGCCCGUUGAGAAGACUACCUGCCAGCCUGUUCCGGACCCUACAACUAAGGCUGAGCGCCCCGAGCCCGGUGAGACAGAGAAUAGCCCCGUCAUUGUGCGGUUAUUUCAUCGGCUAUUGAAUGAAGCAAAGCCGACGCCACCGUCUCUGCCUUCGAUGCUGUGCUACCCACCUCAAACAACAAGCAGCGCUCUUAUCACCACCACCCGAGCCUCAUUUAACGCAAUAACAACAAUCGAUGCUGCAACCAUCGCUGAAGAUGUACGCAUCUACAAACCUUCUGUGGCCCUUGGUGGACUGCGAGCUGACAACCCUUACUGCCAAUAUCCAACCACCAUCGACGGCGAGCAACCUGUUGCUAAUGCUUCCCUUAUUCACGACCAAUAUGAGACUUGUAGUGACUACCCCUCCUCAGUUACCUCCGAUGCCCCAGUCAAUGAGGCCCCUGUUCCAACUCUCUUCACAGCCACCAGCGAUGGCACUGUCCGCGCUUACCCGACCUACGCUCGAAUGAAUGCCUGUCUACACGCUACUAGGUGA